GCUAUUGUGAGUGAAAAAACGUUGUCGGAUAAAAUAUUUCUGAAACGUGCCGUUAAAAUACUUUUUGUAUAUAAAAAAAUAGUUGUUUAAUUCAAACUUUCUCUUUUUUUUUAAUUUUUUUUAUUUUUUCUAAACAUUUAAGCAUGCGUUUUUGGAAAAUCAUAAAAAAUAUUUUAUCAUUGUGUGUGUAAAAUUUAUUUCUUAAAUAUAAAAAAUAAAUUUUAUUAAAAUUAAAAUUAAAAAAUUAAUUCAUAAAAUUGAAAGUUCUUCUAUAAAAUCAGUGAAUGCAAUAAAUUCAAGAGGAUGAAAUUUCUGACAAUCCAAUAUACUUAAAUAAAAGUUCUCCUAGUGUGCAAUAAUAAAACACUUUGACAUCGGAAAACAAGUUGUAACAAAUUAUCAAAAAAAAUUUAUUCAAAAAUUUUUUCAAAUUUUCAUCAAAUUUUGCAUAGCAAGAUUAAGUAUAUUCACAAUAUGCUACGAAAUGAAAGAUGAAGCUUAGGAGGUUAAACAUUGUGUUAUUAUAACUAUGCACAUAUGAACAAUUUUCAACAGAUACUGAUCGGCUCCUCCUAUAUUUUUAAGCCAAUGAUCAUCCCGCAAUUGAACCGAAUUCAAAUCAAAGUGAAGUGAAACAAAACUAUAUAAGUAUACACGAAGAAAAGACAGGGAUAAAAUAAUUGUGAACAAAAUCUUCUGCGUAGACAACUGCUCUCAUUUUAUCUGUGAAUAAAACUUACAAAAUUUAGUAAACAAAAAUUUUAUAUUUUUGUUUCAUUUUUUCGUCUCAUGGUUUUUUAAUACGUCAAAGUUAGUUUUAUAUAAGUUAUCAUAUGGGAAUUCAUGUGGCGGAGAACCCUGAAAUGGAUUGGGGUACAAAAGUUGAAAGGCCGUGCAAAGAAACGAGCCCAGCUUCACCAAUAAGAGGAAUCAGUGAAAAUAACGGCCAUUCAAUUCGACAUGUAUGCCUUUCUUGUGCUGACACAUGUGAACAUAAUCUUAGAGAUAGUUGUGAAUUGCUUCAAGAUAAUUAUAACCGAAAUGCAUUAUCUGAAACAUUUACACAUGGUAGAACAAAUCCAGAAUAUUUAGAUUAUAUUACAAAGAAGUCUGAAAAGCGGCAUCCUGAAUCUCUUUUAAAAAUAGAAACAUGUGCAACAACAAGUAGUCCAGAAUCAUCUUCAGAACAAUCAGAUUAUGAAAAUUGUGCUGGAUGUGGACGAUUUAUACAGGAUCGUUUUUACUUAUCUGCAGUAGAGAAACGUUGGCAUGCUAGUUGUUUACAAUGCUGCAUUUGUCGGAGACCUUUAGAACAAGAUACUUCGUGUUUUCAAAGAGAUGAUAAUAUAUAUUGUAAAAAUGAUUAUUAUAGAGUUUUUGGUAGUCGAAGGUGUUCAAAAUGUUUAGCAUCGAUUAGUUCAUCAGAGCUUGUUAUGCGAGUUCGUUAUUUGGUUUUUCAUUUGAGCUGCUUUUCCUGUACAAUUUGUAAUUCACCUUUAACAAAAGGUGAUGAAUUUGGUAUAAGAAAUUCUGAUGUUUUUUGUAGGCUUCAUUACAUAAUUCCAGUUAUUGGUGGUCAUCUAUCAAAUUCAAAUCCAUUUACAAAUACAUGUUCAUUUAUAUCACAUAUGGAAUCGACAGGAAAUGAGUCAAGAUAUUUAGAUGGUACAGACAAAUUAUCUCCCUCAGAUAUAUAUAUUCAUUCACCUCAAAUAUUGCAAGAGUUAACACAACCUCCCAGACAAAAAGGAAGACCUAGAAAACGAAAACCUAAAGAUUUUGAUACUCUUAAUUCAGAUUUAGGUUCAGAAUAUUUAGAAUUUAAUCAGGGAGGAAGUUUAUCCAGUGCAUCAAGGACCAAACGAAUGAGAACUUCAUUUAAACAUCAUCAAUUAAGAACUAUGAAAUCUUAUUUUGCAAUAAAUCAUAAUCCAGACGCAAAAGAUCUUAAACAAUUAUCACAAAAAACUGGACUUCCAAAAAGGGUUCUGCAGGUGUGGUUUCAAAAUGCUAGAGCGAAAUGGAGGCGAAUGAUGACAAAGCAAGACACUAAAAAUGUGGCAGACAAAUUUGAUGGCUCCACAGAUAUUGAAAGCUUUAAUCCGAAUAGUCCAUCCUUCUUCCAUGCACCCCCGAGCCCAUCUACUUCCAUUUAAGUACUAUUAUUUUAACUAAAUUAAUAAAUAAAAUAAUAUUAAAAC
Molecule: messenger RNA, 2201 nt
Organism: Condylostylus longicornis
Lineage: Eukaryota; Metazoa; Arthropoda; Insecta; Diptera; Dolichopodidae
Product: protein apterous
Exons: 10
Coding region: 834-2156 (440 amino acids)
Biological process (GO): neuron differentiation; regulation of transcription by RNA polymerase II
Cellular component (GO): nucleus
Molecular function (GO): RNA polymerase II transcription regulatory region sequence-specific DNA binding; DNA-binding transcription factor activity, RNA polymerase II-specific
Source: RefSeq, a predicted model, not a curated record